UUGACGUUUUACAUUUUAUUGUAUGUGUCAUUUCUAAAACAACGAUAGUUGGACAAACACAAAGUAUUCAUCAUGAGUGACAACGUGGUUGAAAAAAUGGAAAAUUUAAAUGUAAAAGACAACAAAAAGGCUAAUAAGCCAAAAAAGGAGAAAAAUGCUGGCGGUUUGGCUCCAAAAGAGGUAAAACCAGAGCCCGAAUAUAUCAAGUCUCGUUUGGUGUUAUGGGAUCAACUAAAAAAGAAGUACGAUGAAGAAGUGGCACUGAAGGCUCGUGUUCCAAUCAACGUUACACUGCCCGAUGGUAAAAUUGUCGAGGGUACAUCUUGGCAAAGCAGUCCAUAUGACAUUGCGAAAACAAUAAGCCAAGGUUUGGCUGACGCAACUGUCAUUGCCAAAGUGAACAAUGUUUUGUGGGACUUGGACCGGCCACUUGAAGGCGAUUGUACAUUGCAAUUGCUGAAGUUUGAUGAUCCAGAAGCUGAAGCAGUAUUUUGGCAUAGUUCUGCGCAUAUUUUGGGCGAAGCCAUGGAACAUAUUUAUUGUGGACAUUUAUGUUAUGGUCCACCAAUUGAAAAUGGUUUCUACUAUGACAUGUAUCACGAAGGCGAGGGUAUUUCUACCACCGACUAUCCCGUCAUGGAAAGCAAAAUAAAGCAAAUUGUGAAGGAAAAACAACCGUUUGAACGAUUGGAAAUGACAAAAGACGAAUUACGCGAAAUGUUUGCCUACAAUCAAUUCAAAUUGAGAAUUAUCAAUGAAAAAAUUGAUACGGACAAAACAACUGUGUAUCGAUGCGGUUCAUUGAUCGAUUUAUGUCGUGGACCUCAUGUUCGACACACCGGAAAAGUUAAGGCGAUUAAAGUUACCAAGAAUUCGAGUACGUACUGGGAGGGAAAAGCCGAUGCUGAAAGUUUGCAACGUGUUUACGGCAUUUCGUUUCCCGAUCCAAAGCAAUUGAAAGAAUGGGAAAAAUUCCAAGAAGAAGCUGCCAAACGUGAUCAUCGUAAAAUUGGACGUGAACAAGAGCUCUUCUUUUUCCACGAACUAUCGCCAGGUUCAUGCUUUUUCUUGCCCCGUGGUGCACAUAUUUACAAUACUUUGGUCAAUUUCAUGAAGAAUGAAUACCGAAAACGUGGAUUCCAAGAAGUUGUCUCGCCCAACAUUUACAACGCAAAACUAUGGGAAAAAUCUGGACACUGGCAACAUUACGCUGAGAAUAUGUUUUCAUUUGAAUCCGAAAAAGAAACAUUCGCAUUGAAACCGAUGAAUUGCCCUGGUCAUUGUCUCAUUUUCGAUAAUCGUAAUCGUUCGUGGCGUGAAUUGCCAAUACGUUUUGCCGACUUUGGUGUGCUGCAUCGAAACGAAUUGUCAGGUGCUCUAACCGGUUUGACUCGGGUUCGUCGUUUCCAACAAGAUGACGCCCACAUCUUCUGUACACCUGAACAAAUCAAAACCGAAAUCGAUAGUUGCUUGGAUUUCUUAUCGCAUGUGUACUCGAAGUUUGGCUUUACAUUCAGUUUGGUGUUGUCAACACGGCCAGAAAAAUACCUGGGUGAACUGGAAGUUUGGAAUGCGGCUGAAAAGGCUUUGGAAGAAUCAUUAAAUAAAUUCGGUCAACCAUGGAAAUUAAAUCCGGGCGAUGGUGCUUUCUAUGGACCAAAAAUUGAUAUUACCGUAUCGGAUGCAUUGCGUCGAUCGCAUCAAUGCGCCACAAUCCAAUUAGAUUUCCAAUUGCCGAUUCGAUUCAAUUUGAAUUACACCACGGAAACCGAUGGGAGACGCCAUCCAGUUAUUAUUCAUCGAGCUAUUUUGGGCUCGGUUGAAAGAUUCAUUGCAAUUAUUACGGAGAAUUUUGCCGGACGUUUCCCAUUCUGGAUUUCUCCAACUCAAGUCAUGGUUGUGCCAGUGGGUCCAUCACUCAACGACUAUGCCAAAUCGGUUGCACAACAAUUAUAUGAGCUUGGUUACAUGGCCGAAGCUGAUUUGGACGAUGGAAAUACAAUGAACAAGAAGAUUCGAAACGCUCAAUUGGGACACUACAAUUUCAUUUUGGUUGUUGGAGAAAAGGAGAAGAAUAGCAAAACGGUUAAUGUGCGCACUCGUGAUAAUAAGGUCCAUGGAGAGUUCACGAUUGCCGAUCUAAUCGUGAAGCUACAACGAUUCCGUGACGAAUUUAUAGUUGGUGAAGAGAAUUUCUAAAAAGGCAUAUGUUAACCCGUACGCCUUAAUCAUCAAUUUACAAUAUAUUGCAUUCUAUCAACUCGCCGAUUUCUUUAAACAAAAUUAAUUUAUAUAUUACAGUACAGCAUUUAAAUGUAAACUCAAACGUAUCACGUUUACAGUAAAUAAAUGUUAAGCAAUGUUUUGCAAUUCAAGCAGAUAAACAGCAAAAACCCAAAUGAGUAAUCAAUAAAAAAGCGAUGAAUCAGCCAAAUACAUGCAAUAACACACAGCAA
Messenger RNA from Contarinia nasturtii (swede midge), 2456 nucleotides. RefSeq names its product threonine--tRNA ligase 1, cytoplasmic (gene ThrRS). Gene Ontology annotation, biological process: threonyl-tRNA aminoacylation. Lineage: Eukaryota; Metazoa; Arthropoda; Insecta; Diptera; Cecidomyiidae. The transcript is spliced from 6 exons. Gene Ontology annotation, molecular function: threonine-tRNA ligase activity; ATP binding. Gene Ontology annotation, cellular component: cytoplasm. Bases 73 to 2199 code for a protein of 708 amino acids. The record is from RefSeq and is a predicted model, not a curated record.